CAUAAUGAGUGGAGAAGUUCCUUAUUAGCUUUUGUGUGAAAUACAACCGCUUUAGACAUUUGCACUAAUUGAGAUGACAUGAAUUUCUACUGAGACGAGCGCAGACAUUAGUCUGCCCUUAUUCAGCGUAAUCCUGUCUGUCCCGGCCACCACCAUGUCUUUCGUGCCCACCCCGAGCCCCACUGUGGUGGAUCAGACCACCCUUAUGAAGAAAUACCUGCAGUUCGUGGCGGCGCUCACUGACAACAACACGCCGGAUGAGACCAAACUGAAAAUGAUGCAGGAAGUCAGUGAGAAUUUUGAGAAUGUCACAUCCUCGCCACAGUAUUCUACUUUCUUGGAGCACAUCAUCCCUCGUUUCCUAACGUUUCUGCAGGAUGGAGAAGUGCAGUUCCUUCAAGAGAAACCAACGCAGCAAUUAAGGAAACUUGUCCUGGAGAUCAUCCACCGGAUCCCAACUAAUGAACAUCUGCGGCCUCAUGCCAAGAACAUCCUUUCUGUCAUGUUCCGCUUCCUUGAGAUUGAAAGUGAGGAGAAUGUGCUCAUUUGUUUACGCAUCAUCAUUGAAUUGCACAAACAGUUUCGCCCGCCAAUCUCUCAAGAGAUUCAUCAUUUCUUGGACUUUGUGAAGCAAAUUUACAAAGAACUGCCAAAAGUAGUGACGAGGUACUUUGAGAAUCCUCAGGUUAUUGCAGAAAACACAGUGCCUUCUCCAGAAAUGGUGGGCAUGAUCACCUCAGUAUUAGUGAAGACCACACCGGAGCGUGAGGACAGCGAGACCCGAACGCAUACCAUAAUCCCCCGGGGAUCGCUGUCACUCAAAGUGUUGGCAGAGCUGCCCAUCAUUGUCGUCCUCAUGUAUCAGCUGUACAAACUGAACAUUCACAAUGCGGUGUCAGAGUUUGUGCCUCUUAUCAUGAACACCAUCAUGCUGCAGGUGUCUCCACAGGCUCGGCAACACAAGCUGUUCAACAAGGAGCUUUAUGCAGAUUUUAUUGCAGCACAGAUCAAGACCCUGUCAUUCCUGGCUUACAUUAUCCGGAUCUACCAGGACUUGGUUGGGAAGUACUCCCAGCAGAUGGUGAAGGGGAUGUUGCAGCUGCUGUCUAACUGCCCCCCUGAGACGGCUCACCUGCGGAAAGAGCUGCUGAUCGCUGCCAAGCACAUUCUCACCACAGAUCUACGCAGCCAAUUCAUUCCAUGCAUGGACAAGCUUUUCGAUGAGUCAAUACUCAUUGGCUCAGGAUACACUGCAAGAGAGACGCUAAGCUUCACAGAGAAGUGGAUCCCUAACGUGAUCAUCUCACACCGGUACAAAGCCCAGGACACCCCGGCACGCAGGACGUUCGAGCAAGCCCUGACGGGGGCGUUCAUGUCCGCAGUCAUCAAGGAUCUCAGGCCCAGCGCUCUGCCUUUUGUUGCCAGCUUGAUCCGCCAUUACACUAUGGUGGCAGUGGCUCAGCAGUGUGGUCCCUUCUUGCUGCCAUGCUACCAGCCAGGCAGCCAGCCCAGCACGGCUAUGUUUCACAGUGAAGAGAACGGCUCCAAAGGCAUGGACCCCCUCGUGCUGAUCGACGCCAUCGCCAUAUGCAUGGCCUACGAGGAGAAGGAGCUGUGCAAGAUUGGGGAAGUGGCACUUGCUGUCAUCUUUGAUGUUGCCAGCAUUAUCCUGGGCUCCAAGGAAAGGGCGUGCCAGCUGCCGUUGUUCUCCUACAUUGUGGAGCGGCUUUGCGCAUGCUGCUAUGAGCAGGCCUGGUAUGCUAAGCUGGGUGGAGUGGUGUCCAUUAAGUUCCUGAUGGAGAGGCUUCCUCUGAUCUGGGUGUUGCAAAACCAGCUGACCUUCCUGAAAGCUCUGCUCUUCGUCAUGAUGGACCUCACAGGAGAGGUGUCUAAUGGCGCAGUUGCAAUGGCAAAGACCACGCUGGAGCAGUUGUUGAUACGCUGUGCCACUCCUCUUAAGGAUGAGGAGAAGACUGAGGAGCUUCUGUCUGCCCAGGAUAAAUCUUUCCAUCUGGUGACUCAUGACCUGGUACGGGAGGUCACCUCCCCCAAUUCCACUGUCCGCAAGCAGGCCAUGCACUCCUUGCAGGUGCUGGCUCAAGUCACAGGCAAGAGCGUCACCAUUAUCAUGGAGCCUCAUAAAGAAGUCCUGCAGGACAUGGUUCCUCCAAAGAAACACCUUUUGCGACAUCAGCCGGCCAAUGCUCAGAUCGGCCUUAUGGAGGGCAACACCUUCUGCACCACCCUACAACCCCGCCUCUUCACCAUGGACCUCAAUGUGGUGGAGCACAAAGUCUUUUACACAGAGUUGCUGAACCUGUGUGAAGCUGAGGAUGCUGCUUUGAUGAAGCUGCCCUGUUAUAAAAGCCUUCUUUCACUGGUGCCGCUGCGCAUUGCUGCUCUCAACGCCCUGGCGGCCUGUAACUACCUUCCCCAAUCCCGAGAGAAGAUCAUUGCUGCCCUCUUCAAGGCCCUCAACUCCACUAACAGUGAGCUCCAGGAGGCCGGAGAGGCCUGCAUGAGAAAGUUCUUAGAGGGGGCUACUAUCGAGGUGGAUCAGAUCCAUACACACAUGCGGCCCCUGCUGAUGAUGCUCGGAGACUAUCGCAGUCUGACACUCAAUGUGGUCAACAGACUGACAUCUGUCACUCGUCUCUUCCCCAACUCCUUCAAUGACAAAUUCUGUGACCAAAUGAUGCAACAUCUGCGUAAAUGGAUGGAGGUGGUGGUGAUCACGCAUAAAGGAGGCCAGCGUAGUGAUGGCAGUCCUGCCAUGGAGGGUGUAGAGGAAAUGAGAAUCUGUUCAGCCAUUAUAAACCUCUUCCACCUGAUACCAGCUGCUCCACAGACACUGGUGAAACCUCUGCUGGAAGUGGUCAUGAAAACGGAAAGGGCGAUGCUCAUAGAGGCUGGCAGUCCCUUUAGAGAGCCACUGAUCAAGUUCCUGACGCGUCAUCCAUCUCAAACAGUGGAGCUUUUCAUGAUGGAGGCCACUCUCAAUGACCCACAGUGGAGCCGCAUGUUCAUGAGUUUCCUUAAGCACAAAGAUGCCAAGCCACUUCGAGAUGUCUUGGCUUCUAACCCAAAUCGAUUUGUCCCUCUGCUGGUUCCAGCUGGGCCUGCAACAACUGCGAGACCUGCGUCUCCUUCCACCAGCACUGCCCGCCUUGACCUACAGUUCCAGGCCAUCAAGAUCAUUAGCAUCAUUGUGAAAAAUGAUGAAGGCUGGUUGGCGGGUCAGCACUCUUUAGUGAGUCAGCUCAGGCGCGUGUGGGUCAGCGAGGCCUUUCAGGAGCGCCAUCGCAAAGACAACAUGGCUGCAACCAACUGGAAAGAGCCCAAACUACUAGCAUACUGUCUGCUUUGCUACUGCAAUUUAAAGCUAUACAGCUUUGAGAAAGGAGAAGGCGAGCAACUGUUGGGGCCACCCAAUCCAGAGGGUGACAACCCUGAGAGCAUCACUAGUGUCUUCAUCACCAAGGUUCUUGAUCCUGAGAAGCAGGCAGAUCUGGCCGACUCAUUGAGGAUCUACUUGCUUCAGUUCUCAACCCUGCUGGUAGAGCAUGCUCCUCAUCACAUCCAUGACAACAACAAGAGCAGAAACAGCAAGCUGAGGCGUCUCAUGACCUUCGCUUGGCCUUGCCUGCUCCCCAAAACCUGCGUGGAUCCGGCCUGCAAGUACAGUGGCCACCUCUUGCUGGCUCACAUUAUCGCCAAGUUUGCCAUUCACAAAAAGAUUGUGUUACAGGUUUUCCACAGUCUGCUAAAGGCUCAUACUAUGGAAGCACGUGCCAUUGUUCGGCAAGCCAUGGCAAUUCUCACACCUGCAGUACCUGCUCGGAUGGAGGACGGUCAUCAGAUGCUCACACACUGGACCCGCAAGAUUAUUGUGGAGGAGGGCCACACAGUUCCUCAGCUCGUCCACAUACUUCACCUCAUUGUACAGCACUUCAGAGUAUAUUACCCAGUGAGACAUCACCUGGUUCAGCACAUGAUUAGUGCUAUGCAGCGAUUGGGCUUCACCCCUAGUGUGACUAUCGAGCAGAGGAAGUUGGCAGUGGACUUAGCCGAGGUGGUCAUCAAAUGGGAGCUCCAGAGAAUCAAAGACCAACAGCCUGAAUCAGAAGCUGAUCCAGGAAGUGUGGGAGAAGGUACGAGUGGAGCCUCUGGUGCUAUGAAGAGAGGAAUGUCCGUUGACUCGGCACAAGAUGUAAAGAGAUUUCGCACUGCAGCUGGUGCUGUCGGCACGGUCUUUGGCCGCAGUCAGUCGAUGCCAGGCACAGAGGCUCUACUUACCAAACCUGUGGAGAAACAGCACACAGAUACUGUGGUCAACUUCCUCAUCCGCAUUGCCUGCCAGGUAAAUGAUAGCACUAAUGUGGCAGGCUCCCCUGGUGAACUGCUGUCCCGUCGCUGUGUGAACCUCAUGAAGACUGCCCUCAGAUCGGACAUGUGGCCCCGUGCCGAACUUAAACUGCAGUGGUUUGACAAACUCCUUAUUACUGUGGCCUUGAAGAUCUUGCCCCUUUUUACAAGAUCGAAAGGGAAAAUCGUAGUGCUGUCAUGUAAUCAUGUUCUUCUGUGUUUGACUGUAGUGACGAGCGAGUUGGUCAUGCUUAGUUUGGAUCUGGUAAAGGAGAGGCUGUCGGUCAUGAACAUGGAAAUGAGGAAGAACUUCAUCCAGGUCAUCCUCACCUCCCUCAUCGAGAAAUCUCCUGACCCAAAGAUUCUUCGAGCUGUGGUGAAGAUUGUGGAGGAAUGGGUCAAGAACUCUGGCAACACCAUGGCAACCAACCAGGUGCCUAAUCCAAGAGAGAAGUCCAUUCUGCUGGUGAAAAUGAUGACCUACAUUGAGAAGCGCUUUCCUGACGACCUUGAAUUGAAUGCCCAGUUCCUGGACCUCGUUAAUUACGUCUACAGAGAUGAGAACCUCUCAGGAAGUGACAUCACAUCCAAGCUAGAGCCAGCAUUCUUGUUAGGGCUACGCUGCACCCAGCCGCUGAUCAGAGCAAAGUUUUUCGAGGUGUUUGAUGCAUCAAUGAAGCGGCGAGUCUAUGAGAGGCUUCUGUAUAUUUGCUGCUCGCAGAACUGGGAGGCCAUGGGCAGCCACUUCUGGAUCAAACAGUGCAUUGAGCUGCUGCUGGCGGUCUGUGAGAGGAACACCACCAUUGGCACCAGCUGCCAGGGCUCCAUGCUCCCCUCCAUCACCAACGUCAUCAACCUGGCUGACAGCCAUGACCGUGCAGCCUUCGCCAUGGCAACGCAUAUCAAACAGGAACCUCGUGAGAGAGAAAACAGCGAGACCAAGGAGGAGGAUGUGGAGAUAGACAUUGAACUGGCACCUGGAGACCAGACCAGCCUCCCUAAGACCAAGGAGCAGGCAGAGCGAGACGCAGGCAACCAGCUGCACAUGCUCACCAACCGCCACGACAAAUUCCUGGACUCCCUGAGAGAGGUCAAGACGGGAGCACUGCUGAAUGCACUGGUUCAGUUGUGCCACAUCUCCACCCCAUUGGCUGAGAAGACCUGGGUCCAGCUCUUCCCCCGCCUGUGGAAGAUUCUGUCGGACCGUCAGCAGCAUGCACUCUCAGGCGAGAUGGGUCCGUUCCUGUGUAGCGGUAGUCAUCAAGCUCAGAGAGAUUGCCAGCCCAGUGCUUUAAACUGCUUUGUGGAGGCCAUGUCUCAGUGCGUGCAGCCCAUACCCAUCAGGCCCUGCGUGCUGAAGUACUUAGGAAAGACCCACAAUCUAUGGUUACGCUCCACCCUGAUGCUGGAGCAGCAAGCUUUUGAGAAAGGCCUUAGCUUGCACAUCAAACCCAAACAGAGCACAGAGUUCUAUGAGCAGGAAAGCAUCACUCCUCCACAGCAGGAGAUCCUCGACUCGCUGGCGGAGCUCUAUUCCCUACUGCAGGAAGAGGAUAUGUGGGCGGGGCUUUGGCAGAAGAGAUGCAAGUUCCCUGAGACGAGCACAGCCAUUGCAUACGAGCAGCAUGGCUUCUUUGAACAGGCUCAAGAAACCUAUGAGAAGGCAAUGGAGAAAGCUCGCAAAGAGCACAAUGUCUCACCCGCCAUCUUUCCAGAGUACCAGCUGUGGGAGGAUCACUGGAUACGUUGUUCUAAAGAGCUGAACCAGUGGGAGCCUCUGACAGAGUAUGGGCAAUCUAAAGGCCAUAACAACCCAUACCUGGUGCUGGAGUGUGCCUGGAGAGUGUCCAACUGGGCUGCAAUGAAAGAGGCUCUAGUGCAGGUGGAGCUGAGCUGUCCAAAGGAGAUGGCCUGGAAGGUGAAUAUGCAUCGCGGUUACCUGGCCAUCUGUCACCCGGAGGAGCAGCAGCUCAACUUCAUUGAGCGGCUAGUGGAGAUGGCCAGCAGUCUGGCCAUCAGAGAAUGGAGGAGACUGCCACAUAUCGUCUCUCACGUGCACACACCUCUGCUGCAGGCAGCACAACAGAUUAUUGAGCUACAAGAAGCUGCUCAGAUAAAUGCAGGCCUCCAGCCCGCCAACCUGGGCCGCAACACUAGCCUCCAUGACAUGAAGACCGUGGUGAAGACCUGGAGAAACAGGCUACCGAUUGUCUCCGAUGACCUCUCCCAUUGGAGCAGCAUCUUUAUGUGGCGGCAGCACCACUAUCAGGCCAUUGUGACCGCUUAUGAAACCAACACACAACAUGAUCCAAACACUAACAAUGCCAUGCUUGGAGUGCACGCCUCCGCAUCAGCCAUUAUUCAGUAUGGGAAGAUUGCCCGGAAGCAAGGUCUGGUCAACGUAGCUUUGGACAUUCUGAGUCGCAUCCACACCAUCCCCACCGUGCCUAUUGUAGACUGCUUCCAGAAGAUCCGUCAGCAGGUUAAAUGCUACCUGCAGUUGGCUGGAGUAAUGGGCAAGAAUGAAUGCAUGCAGGGUCUGGAGGUGAUUGAGUCUACUAACCUGAAGUACUUCACCAAGGAGAUGACCGCCGAGUUCUACGCUCUCAAGGGCAUGUUCUUAGCCCAGAUCAAUAAGUCAGAGGAGGCAAAUAAGGCAUUCUCUGCUGCAGUGCAGAUGCAUGAUGUUCUGGUGAAAGCCUGGGCUAUGUGGGGCGACUACUUGGAGAACAUCUUUGUCAAAGACCGCCAGCCGCACCUUGGUGUCUCUGCCAUUACCUGUUAUUUACACGCCUGCCGCCAUCAGAACGAGAGCAAGUCACGGAAAUACCUUGCCAAGGUGCUGUGGUUGUUGAGUUUUGAUGAUAAGAACACAUUGGCCGACGCUGUGGACAAAUACUGCAUUGGAGUGCCGCCCAUCCAAUGGCUGGCCUGGAUCCCUCAGCUUCUCACGUGUCUGGUUGGCUCAGAGGGGAAACCUCUCCUCAACCUCAUCAGCCAGGUGGGACGUGUCUACCCUCAAGCGGUGUACUUUCCGAUCCGAACCCUGUACCUGACGCUGAAAAUCGAGCAGAGGGAGCGCUACAAGAGCGAUUCUGGCCAGCAGCAGCCCAGUUCGGCGGCUGCCCAGACCCACUCAGCGUCCGACCCGGGUCCCAUCCGUGCCACUGCUCCCAUGUGGCGCUGCAGCCGGAUCAUGCACAUGCAGCGUGAGCUCCACCCCACCCUGCUCUCCUCUCUGGAGGGCAUCGUGGACCAGAUGGUCUGGUUCAGAGAGAACUGGCAUGAGGAGGUCCUGCGGCAGCUCCAGCAAGGGCUGGCAAAAUGCUACUCGGUGGCAUUCGAAAAGAGCGGAGCUGUGUCUGAUGCUAAAAUCACUCCACAUACGCUCAACUUUGUAAAAAAGCUGGUCAGCACGUUCGGCGUGGGCCUGGAGAAUGUCUCUAAUGUGUCCACUAUGUUCUCAAGCGCUGCCUCAGAGUCCCUGGCCCGGCGAGCUCAAGCCACCGCUCAAGAUCCUGUGUUCCAGAAGAUGAAGGGCCAGUUCACCACAGAUUUUGACUUCAGCGUUCCCGGCUCCAUGAAGCUUCACAAUCUCAUUUCAAAGCUGAAGAAGUGGAUCAAGAUUCUGGAAGCCAAGACGAAGCAAAUGCCAAAGUUCUUCCUGAUUGAGGAGAAAUGCCGUUUCCUUAGCAACUUCUCGGCCCAGACUGCUGAAGUUGAGAUUCCGGGAGAAUUCCUCAUGCCUAAGCCCACACACUAUUACAUCAAGAUUGCCAGGUUCAUGCCCAGGGUGGAGAUUGUUCAAAAGCACAACACAGCUGCCCGACGUCUCUACAUCCGCGGGCACAACGGCAAGAUCUAUCCGUACUUGGUGAUGAAUGACGCAUGUCUGACAGAGUCCCGCAGAGAGGAGCGCGUGUUGCAACUCUUGCGGCUACUCAACCCCUGCCUGGAGAAGAGGAAAGAGACCACCAAGAGACACCUCUUUUUCACAGUCCCAAGGGUGGUGGCGGUGUCUCCUCAAAUGCGGUUAGUGGAGGACAAUCCAUCGUCUCUGUCUCUGGUGGAAAUCUACAAGCAGCGUUGUGCUAAGAAGGGCAUUGAGCAUGACAACCCUAUUUCCCGCUAUUAUGACCGACUUGCGACUGUUCAGGCUAGAGGAACCCAAGCCAGCCAUCAGGUCCUGCGAGACAUUCUGAAGGAGGUCCAGGGCAACAUGGUUCCUCGUAGCAUGUUGAAGGAGUGGGCGCUACACACCUUCCCCAACGCCACAGACUACUGGACCUUCCGCAAAAUGUUCACCAUCCAGCUUGCUCUUAUCGGCCUGGCUGAGUUCAUGCUGCACCUGAACCGUCUCAACCCGGAGAUGCUGCAGAUCGCACAGGACACUGGAAAACUCAAUGUAUCGUACUUCCGCUUUGAUAUUAAUGAUGCCACUGGUGAUUUGGAUGCCAACCGGCCUGUCCCGUUCAGGCUGACGCCCAACAUCUCAGAGUUCCUGACCACAAUCGGUGUAUCUGGACCCCUCACGGCUUCUAUGAUAGCAGUAGCACGCUGCUUUGCUCAGCCUAACUUCAAGGUCGAUGGCAUCUUGAAAGCUGUUCUUAGGGAUGAGAUCAUCGCAUGGCACAAGAAGACGCAGGAGGACACAUCCAUGCCUCUGUCCUCAGCUGGACAACCUGAGAACAUGGACAGCCAACAGCUGGUGUCUCUGGUCCAGAAAGCUGUGACUGCCAUCAUGACCCGCCUCCACAACUUGGCCCAGUUCGAGGGUGGUGAGAGUAAAGUAAAUACACUAGUGGCAGCUGCCAACAGCUUGGACAACCUGUGCCGCAUGGACCCCGCCUGGCACCCUUGGUUGUAGACGGGCAUGUAUAGAAACAAACUCUGGCAGAUCACUGAGAAAUGCGAUACUGUGAAAGUGAAUGUCAGAGUUGAUGAAUUUGUCCCACGAGUUUAAAAAACAAUGUGUUGAGUUAACAAUCGGAAGGGGUUAUAUAAUAAUGCACAAACUGUAAUUUAAAAAAGAACAGGAUAAUACUUAAGAUCUUUAGUAUUCACUGUUAUUCACAGGUAAGAGAUACAUGCAGCAAUUAAAAUCAGCUUUGUUUGGUUGGAGAGGGACUAUUGUUUAACUGAUGAGCUUAGUAAGGUGCUUUUGUUGAGACUGUCGUGUUUGCUAAAGUGUGACGGUACAAGACAGCCUUUAAGAAAAUACUGUUUCCGCAGCCUUUUUUUGGCUCCACACUGGAAGAGGGCGCAGCAGCUAUCCCAUGUUAUGCAACUUCCAUCAAACUCUCCUUUUACGCCUCCGCCAUUCUCUCUGACUGACGGCAGCCUUUUAAAUUUAGUAAUCUAAUUUACAUGAAUCAACACUCGGCAAUGUUCAGCUUGCUGUUACGUGUCAGUAUGUCAUUAUUUAAAGUUAUAUGUGGGCAUAUUUUUUUUUACCCUUGUACAUCAUGUAAAAAUGACAUUGCAUCUCUUAAUUGCUGUGUACUUUUCUACAGGUUUGUGCAGUUUAAAGCCGUCAUGUGUUACUGUCAACCAUAGAUUUUUGUUUUUUGCAAAAUACUCUGGAAAGGCAAAGACCUGUGAGCCUUAAGACAGGGGUAGCUCUAUAUUUAGCUCAUUUUUAGUUAAUCAUAGCACAUACAGUUGUUACAGCUCAGUUUUUCAACUUUGCCUUUUUAGGAGUGUCCCAAAGCAUUUGUAUCUCACUGAUACACCUAAAAGCAUUUUUGUAUACAUUCUCCUCUUUUGUAAAGGUACAUAAUAUUGUGCCAACCUAUGGAUAGUUACCUCUGCAAUGUAAAUAUGCAUUUUGUUUUAAUAAAAUGCUCUUUUUCAAGAAACAAAU
Molecule: messenger RNA, 10228 nt
Organism: Sinocyclocheilus grahami
Lineage: Eukaryota; Metazoa; Chordata; Actinopteri; Cypriniformes; Cyprinidae
Product: transformation/transcription domain-associated protein
Exons: 60
Coding region: 155-9232 (3025 amino acids)
Biological process (GO): DNA repair; regulation of DNA-templated transcription
Cellular component (GO): nucleus; NuA4 histone acetyltransferase complex; SAGA complex
Molecular function (GO): protein binding
Source: RefSeq, a predicted model, not a curated record